Molecule: messenger RNA, 1098 nt
Organism: Papaver somniferum (opium poppy)
Lineage: Eukaryota; Viridiplantae; Streptophyta; Magnoliopsida; Ranunculales; Papaveraceae
Exons: 3
Coding region: 1-1098 (365 amino acids)
Molecular function (GO): catalytic activity
Source: RefSeq, a predicted model, not a curated record
AUGUGGAAUUCUAAAGGAUUGAGUAGCAUUGCUAGUUGUGUGGGCGUUCCUAUUAUGCUUGAUAAACAAACAUUAAAUAGAACUAGAAUGAGUUAUGCUCGUGUCUGUGUUGAAAUUGAUACUUCUUGUGAGUUUCCUAGCUCUAUUCCUGUGUAUCUGGAUGGUAUGCUAGCUUUUGAAGUGGAUGUUGAGUACCCAUGGAAGCCUCCGAUGUAUACCCAUUGUAAGACUUUUAAUCAUUCUUCCAUUGCUUGCAAGAAGGUAGUUGAGAUUGUGCAAAAGAACCCUAUAACUCAAGGAUCUCAAUGUUUCACUUCAUCAACCCAAACAGUCUCAAGGGAGGGUUUGAAAGGAAAUAGUACUGGUUCUUCUCAUACUAUUGAUCAAGAAGGAGGAGCUAGAUCUCAUUUUAUCAAGACCAAUGACGGGGGUCCUUCAAAGCUAGCACCGGUUAAGAACACAGAUCUGAAAAGGUCUGGUAGAGAUAAUUACAAUAAUGAUACCUCUGGUAGGAUAUGGAUUGGUUGGGACCCUUGUGAAGUUAAGAUCACAAUUCUUCACUCCUCUGCUCAAUGUAUUUUUGUUUUGGUGGAUACUAUUAAGGGGUUUUAUUUUGUAGCCACUUUUGUGUAUGGUAACAAUGAUAUUGGUAUUCGUCGGUAUUUAUGGGAAGAUAUUUGUAACUUCAGUCAGUAUAAUUCUAGACCUUGGAUUAUUUUAGGAGAUUUCAAUUUCAUCUUGUCCCCUACUGAUAAAACUGGUGGAGCUGAGAUAAGGCCUUAUCAUUAUCAAUAUUUAAGCAAUUGUGUUCAAGAGGCUCAUCUUAUGGAUUUACCUUAUUCAGGAGGUUUCUAUACUUGGUUUAAUAAGAAAGGUGCUACUAGAAUUGGUUUUAAGAUUGAUAGAAUCAUGGUUAAUAUGGAGAGGAUUGAUCAGUUUGUGGAUUCAAAGGCAGAGUUUCUCCCCCCUGGGGUUUCUGACCAUUCUACUAGUGUUGCUUCUAUAUUUGAAAAAAGGAAACAUGGGCCUCCACCUUUUAGAUUCUUUAAUUAUAUGACUGAGGAACCUGGUUUCCUUGAAUUGAUUAGAAGGAUUUGA